Messenger RNA from Solanum verrucosum, 1082 nucleotides. Its product is annotated as probable carboxylesterase 7. The coding region runs from base 48 to 1082 and encodes 344 amino acids. NCBI's taxonomy places the organism in Eukaryota, Viridiplantae, Streptophyta, Magnoliopsida, Solanales, Solanaceae. The record is from RefSeq and is a predicted model, not a curated record. The transcript has a single exon. Gene Ontology annotation, molecular function: hydrolase activity.
ACUAGUGUAUAGUAUACCAACCUUCUCUUGCAACUUAGCUUUUAGCCAUGGCGGAAAUAGUACAUGAUUUUUUCCCAUUGAUGAGAGUUUACAAAGAUGGUCGAAUCGAGAGGCUGGCGGGCGAAGUUUUUGUCCCACCUGAAUCUGAUCCUGAAACCGGAGUACAAAUCAAAGACGUUGAAAUUGAUCCACAAAUUAACCUAUCAGCAAGACUUUACCUGCCCAAAAAUGUCGACCCGGUUCAGAAAAUUCCCCUUUUCGUCUACUUUCACGGCGGCGGCUUUGUAAUCGAAUCUGCUUUUUCACCUACAUAUCACAAAUAUCUUAGCCUGGUAGCAGCUGAAGCAAAAGUCGCCAUCGUCUCUGUUAACUACAGGUUAGCUCCUGAGUACCCGUUACCUAUAGCUCAUGAAGAUUCAUGGCUAGCUCUCAAAUGGGUCACUUCACAUGCCAAUGGUGAUGGUCGUGAACCAUGGCUGAAAGACAAUGCCGAUUUCAAUCGUGUCUAUUUGGGCGGAGAUAGCGCGGGUGGUAACAUCGCACACCAUAUAGCAAUUCGGUUAGGGUUGGAAAAGUUGGAUGGUGUGAAAAUUGAUGGGAUUUUCCUUGCCUGUCCAUUUUUCUGGGGGAAGGAUCCUAUUGACGGUGAGGGAGAAAACUUGCUUGCCAAGGAUUUCGUUGAGGAUCUAGUGUUGAGUGGGAAUCCCAAUAGCACCGGGUUAGAUAAGGAUCCGAUUGACGGUGAGGGAGAAAACUUAGGUGCCAAGGAUCUCUUUGAGAAGCUAUGGUUGUUUGUGAAUCCCAAUAGCUCGGGAUUAGAUGACCCGUUGAUUAACCCGGAAAAGGAUCCGAAAUUGUCUGGCUUAGGGUGUGAGAAAGUACUUGUGUACGUCGCCGGAAAAGAUCCGUUGAGAUUCAGGGGAUUGUACUAUAAGGAGGCAUUGGAGAAGAGCGGGUGGCCGGGAACGGUGGAGGUUGUGGAGGUUAAAGAUAAGGCACAUGUGUUUCACCUGUUUGUUCCAGAAGCUGAAGAAGCCAUGGCCAUGCUGAAAAAAUUGGCCUCUUUCCUUAAUCAGUCUUAG